Messenger RNA from Oppiella nova, 1293 nucleotides. The record is from the annotation of a GenBank genome assembly. Lineage: Eukaryota; Metazoa; Arthropoda; Arachnida; Sarcoptiformes; Oppiidae.
AUGACUGGAGACAAGGAACCGCUGUAUUGGGACAGUAGGAUACCGAUGAGGGCCACCAUUAAAUACAGACACUUAGCCGCUUUGGAAUUGGCUUGCACACCUGGAAUAAAAAGCUGUCAUAUUGUGAAAAUAAGACACAUGAAUAUUAGGCUAAUUAUCACCAUAAAUACGUGUCCAUCGAUGGCAUCACCAUCAGAGCACGUGCCCCAGGAAUCGGGUGGUAUUAAAGGGGAUGCGAAUGAAUUCAAGUUCGACUGGAAUGCCACGGAUGAGGAUCUCACGAAGGCCUACAACAACGUGGGCGCCAUUCUCGAGGUACUAUUGGCCGCCAAACUGAACGACAACUUCUUCAACAUCCUGUAUCGCCUCAAACCCAUCAAACAUAUUGACGAAUAUAUGUUGAAAUUCAAUUACGACAAAGAGGUGGCCAUCAGACACAACGAGGACCUCAACCUAAUCAUCGACUUCUGGCUGGUGCUGUGGUCGCUUGACUUCCAGCUCAGCGUAUGUCGGGAGAUAUUACACUGGUUUAAACUCCUAAAGCAGUUUGACAACCGGUUUGUCCUCCUUCUAAAGGUCCUUCACCAGGCGUGCCGCAGCACCGCCGCCAUCACACCGACGCCUAAGGCUAAGGAUAACGCGGAUGACGCGCACGAAGACGAAGAGGCCGUCAAGACGUCUGAUCCCAAUAAAAAAUCGACGGAAACGGUGCCGGAAGUGAAGGCUGAAGUGAAGCUAACCAUUGACUGCGAGGGCAAUAAAAACGAUUACUCGGCGACUGAGGCCAAGGCACUGAUUGCCAGCAAAAAGGGCUUGUGUUUGAAGCACUAUAUGGCCACUCGUUAUCUGCACCACUGCGUCAAGACGUUGCAGGCGCUCAACAACAGCAACAAAACGAAGAUUCAGCGCUGGAUUAUCUCCGAGAAUGCCAUCCGCUUGAGGUCUAGCAUAUGGACGGGUAGGGGUCGACAGGAUGACAAGCAAACCACGAAAUCACCCAAAUCUCCAGAUAAUAAACUUAAAGCCAUUUUCACAGACCUGACUAAACCGAUAACUAAACCAAUUCAGGAGCUCCUACCUAAACCCAAACCCGCAGACUCCGCAACUAAACCCAAGUCUCCUACUUCUACACCUAAACCAAAACCACCAGAACCUAAACCUAAAACCAAACCAUCAGAGCCCUCACCCAAAUCCAAGCCCUCAGAGCCGACUCCUAAACCCAAAAGUCCUAAACCUUCAGAGUCUAAACCAAAACCACCGGAAACUUCACUCAAACCUGAAUCCAAACCAUAA